AUGGCCGACGAAUUCCCGGAAAUACAGGACGUGGCAGACGUGGCAGACGUUGAAGUCGAAGGAUCCACGCCUACUGAUUUCCUGUCACGCGAAAAAGAACUUCUCGGUGACGAGUUUGCCACUGAGCAAGAUGGUAACAUUGCGCACGAAGAUGCAGAAUUCGAAGAGUUUGAAAGCAGUUUUCCAGCCGUGAGUUCCGCUCCUCAGUACGAGCAGGAAGAGGAAGUGGAGGAAGAAAAGGCCGAGGAAAUACCAGUUUCCUCGUUUGGAAGUCUCAAUUUGGAUGAAAGCGAGCCAAUAAAGGCAUGGAAAGAAAGAAGAACGCUUGAAAUUUCCAAAAGAGACGAGGUUGCGAAGGCUAGGGCAGAAGAAUUAAAGGAUGAAGCCAAGAAAGCCAUCGACGAUUUCUAUGACAACUACAGCAGCAAAAAAGAUAUUUCAAUCGAAGAGACUCGCAAGCAGGAAGAUGCGUUUUUGGCCAAGAGAGACACGUUUUUGGAACGUGGAACCGUGUGGGAUCGUGUGGUUGAGCUAUUGGAGCUGACCAAGAACACCAAUUCGGUGGACACCGCCAAUCACAGAGACAAGACCAGGUUCAAAGAGUUGUUGCUUGCUUUAAAGGGCAAAGAGAAUGUACCAGGAGCCGCUGGUUAUUAG
This is a messenger RNA of Kuraishia capsulata CBS 1993, 657 nucleotides long. RefSeq lists its product as uncharacterized. The record is from RefSeq and is a predicted model, not a curated record. Gene Ontology annotation, cellular component: plasma membrane; clathrin coat of coated pit; clathrin coat of trans-Golgi network vesicle. Gene Ontology annotation, biological process: clathrin-dependent endocytosis; clathrin coat assembly; intracellular protein transport. NCBI's taxonomy places the organism in Eukaryota, Fungi, Ascomycota, Pichiomycetes, Pichiales, Pichiaceae. The transcript has a single exon. Bases 1 to 657 code for a protein of 218 amino acids. Gene Ontology annotation, molecular function: clathrin heavy chain binding; structural molecule activity.